AUGCCUGCAUAUGAUUUUCCAUCGACAUCCGCCCCAAUUCAUCCAUCUGAUGUCCCUUCGACAUCGGAAGUGCAGUUUGAUAUUCCGCCGGCAUCCAUCCCUCCAUUUGAUAUUCCAUCUACGUCAGAGGUUCGUCGCGAUGAUAUUGUAUAUCGACGUAGGCGACGACGACAGGGUCAUAUUGAGACGCAGGAAGGGAUACUACCAUCAGCUGUUGAGCAAAGGAUGGAGCCGAUUGUCGAGGGCAUCGCCAUCGAGCAUAUUGAUCAGAUGCAUGUCAUUGAGCCCGUGCAGCCUGAGAUGGAGCAUGACAUACAUAUUCGAGGACGGAGUCGAGGACGCAGUCGUGGACGCGGACGUGGACGUGGCAGGGGACGAGGGCGAGAGCAUAGGAGGGGGAUGGAGGGGACUUGAUGUUUUUUAUUAUUUUUGAGAUUCUUAUAUAUAUCAAAUGUAUUUCAGAUCUUUCUACAUUGAAUUUUUAUAGUAUUAUCUAAAUUUAUUCAUAUUAAAAUGUGUUGAUAUUGGUAUAGCUCAUUUUGUAUGUUUAAAGUGUGGUUGAAGUUGGUGUAGAUGAUUUUAUGUAUUUAUUUCUGUAAUUGAAAUGCUUGAAAACAUUGCUUUUU
Ananas comosus (pineapple) is the source of this 626-nucleotide messenger RNA. RefSeq lists its product as uncharacterized. The transcript has 2 exons. The record is from RefSeq and is a predicted model, not a curated record. The coding region runs from base 1 to 414 and encodes 137 amino acids. NCBI's taxonomy places the organism in Eukaryota, Viridiplantae, Streptophyta, Magnoliopsida, Poales, Bromeliaceae.